Messenger RNA from Coccidioides posadasii C735 delta SOWgp, 792 nucleotides. RefSeq lists its product as uncharacterized. Gene Ontology annotation, cellular component: peroxisomal membrane. Lineage: Eukaryota; Fungi; Ascomycota; Eurotiomycetes; Onygenales; Onygenaceae. The record is from RefSeq and is a predicted model, not a curated record. Gene Ontology annotation, biological process: peroxisome fission.
AUGUCGACACCAAAGCGUCCCUUCGCCCUGCAAUUCGCCCAUUAUAUGAACACGGCUCCCGGGAUUGAAAAUGCGCUCCGCCUACUCCAGGCAGUCUGCCAAUUAGUAGUGGCAUGGAAGCCGGUAGGGAAUAAAGAAGCUUGGAGAUGGAAGGGCGUGGGAAAUCAAUUUGCUCUUGGACGUCGAUACUUUCGCUAUUUUCAAUUUAUUACUUAUUUUGGAAAUGCGUGGGAUACGUUGAUUGGACAAAAUGAGACUAUCAACCGUCGUGGGCGGACAGCUGUGGCCAUUGAAGUGUGCAGCUUGAGCUCCUACGGGUGCUACCUUUGGUUGGAGGCUUUCACUAUCCCCAACUCAUUGGGAUUUCACUCUACAAAGUGGAGUAGAAUGGCGCUUAUCGAAGCCAACAAAUUCUGGUUCUAUGCCCUCCUGUUCUCAAUAAUAGGAAAUAUCUGGCAACUUUUCCAGCUGUACUUAGAACCAAAUGAGCGUCAGUCGCGUGGUCCCACGCGACAGCCGACAAACAAGUACUCGAAACCAAAAAGCAAAAGGUCAAACGGAUCAACCGCCAACGGAAGCGCGAAAACGAAACCGCAGAGUCAAGCCCACAAGGCCGGUUAUCCAUAUUCCACACUGGUGCGCAAUCUCACUAUCCAUGGAUGUGAUUUGCUCAUUCCCGGCACUAUUGUUGGAUGGAUUGAAGUGUCACCAGUGCUUGUAAAUAGCGCGAUGAUUCUGAGCACAGUGCUUGUGGGACGAGAUAGAUGGACAAAGACGCAACAGAACAUUUGA